CAAGGUUUAAGACUACGAAAAUUCGGCAUCUGGAUGUUUCAAAAGUGUAUUUGCUGUAUUGCCAAGUUAGAGAGAACAGCAGGGAAAUAUCAUGGGGAAAAAAGUAAUUUUGUUUCUGAUUGUUGGGGUCCUUGGGGCAUAUUACAUUUACACUCCUUUCCCAGAUAAUAUCGAGGAGCCUUGGAGACUGAUGUGGAUAACCACAAAUUUGAAAAUGGCCGUACAUGUGGCUUGGUUUGCUGAAGUCUUGGGAAUCAGCCAUUUCAUGGACACUGUACAAUUCUUUAUGAGCCUUCAAGAUGUCCCCGUCACAUCUGAUGAAAAUGUCACUGUGAUGGAGACAACUUUCAAUAAUGUUCCUGUCCGCGUAUAUGUGCCAAACCGAAAGUCAGAGAUACUAAGAAGGGGUUUGUUUUAUAUCCAUGGUGGUGGCUGGUGUUUGGGGGAUGCUGGUAUGUGUUCCUUCUACAGACUAGCACCUAAAUAUCAUUUUCCAAGUCAAUUUGAAGAUGUAUAUAAUGCAUUAAGGUGGUUCUUACGCCAAGAUGUUCUUGAAAAAUAUGGCGUAGAUCCUGAAAGAAUUGGUGUUUCUGGAGACAGUGCUGGUGGAAAUUUGGCUGCAGCAGUGGCUCAACAGGUAUGA
Molecule: messenger RNA, 643 nt
Organism: Propithecus coquereli (Coquerel's sifaka)
Lineage: Eukaryota; Metazoa; Chordata; Mammalia; Primates; Indriidae
Gene: AADAC
Product: arylacetamide deacetylase
Exons: 3
Coding region: 92-643 (183 amino acids)
Biological process (GO): positive regulation of triglyceride catabolic process
Cellular component (GO): endoplasmic reticulum membrane
Molecular function (GO): serine hydrolase activity; triacylglycerol lipase activity
Source: RefSeq, a predicted model, not a curated record